Molecule: messenger RNA, 3285 nt
Organism: Amoebophrya sp. A120
Lineage: Eukaryota; Dinophyceae; Syndiniales; Amoebophryaceae
Source: the annotation of a GenBank genome assembly
AGGCUUCUUCCUAGUAGUCUGUUGCUAGGACCAAGAUUAUUCUUCACCUUACCGACGAGACUAAAACAACUGGAAUUACCGACGGAGAAAUAUCGCGUUACUCGUAUGAUUCUUGUUUGCAUCCCAAUCGAAAACUUUGAAAGUUGCUUUUCACGAACGAAACAAAAAAAGAAAAAACGAAAAGUUGAAAGAAAAAAGAAUAGAGCCAAGGCUCGAUCUAUCUCAGGUUAUCCAUAUCGAAUCUGUAUUUAACUCUCCCACUGCCAUUCUCUACUAAAGCCACACAAUGUUGUCAUCUCUUCUGCAAUUUCACUCCCCGCGAGCCCGGCACGCGGAACGCUAUGGGAACCGGCGGGACGUCCAUAAAAAUCUUCAUGAUUUUAUUCCAGGGUCGCCGGCUCGGGCUCAGACUAGAGGCCUUUUUUGUCGGUAUCGGACGCUGCUGGGGCUGGUGGUGGUCUUAGCGAGUGACUUCGGAGGAAGCACUUCUGUCCACGCGUCGAACGGUGCAGGAGCUGCCUCAACGGUUCACGAUUCUACUGCAGAACAAGCACCAGCCGAACCAACCAGCACUGAUGACUCGUCCUCCUACUUGGAUUCGGCUUCUGAUACCGAAGAAUGCAACCCCGGCCUUGCAGCUUUGUUCGAUGGUCCUCUACUGCAUCCUGUUUCUUUACGACGAGCCUUGAACAAGAAGAAAGAGCCGGCGGCAAGAACACAUCCAAGCGCCGGAGAGGCUAGUGCUGUUGCUGUAGCCGAGCCAGAACAUGAUCAUACCGAUGGAAAAUCUGAUACAACCUCUCAGGACCCUUUUCGCAGCUUUUUGUCCACCGCGUGGUCGAAGAUGAAGCCAACUGAGGCUGAACUAGGUCAAGAAGUAGAACUACAAGCGGGCUGCAAGUUGAAGAUCACUUCUCUCGCAGCGGGACCACCAUCUGCUUCACCCCCACCUACAACUUCCGCGUCUCCCACUCGUCGUCGUCGGGGUUCGCCUCCUGCGCUACGAGCCGCGCCUGGUCUGGUCGCAGCCUUGAACUUAGCUCCAAGCACCAUCCGCAUCAAAGACGGGGGCCAGCGGAUCGGCCCGAAUUCGCAACGGAUUCCGCCCGCGCCGUCCCUGGCCCAGAGCAUGGGGGUGGUUGUGAAUGUUGACGGAGAAGCAAUGUUAGCCGAGAAAAACGCUAGCCGACUGGGCCGUGCUGGGGGUGGUGAUCGGGGGGAUGAUGAUGAUGAUGAUGAUGAUGAUGAUCACUACCCCAGCAGGAGCCUGGUGGAUGAUGAUGAAGUUCUUGAGCCCGGUGCCAGCGCUGGUGUCGUAGAAAAAUCUCUUCCACGUCCCAGUAGUUGUCGUGGAGUAUUGUGCGGCGGAAGUCCAUCGUCCAGCAGUAGUUGUCGUGGAGUAUUGUACGGCACCCUCCACCGACCGGACGCGGACGCUUUUACUGCGACGAGCCCUGCUCGAAUAGAAGACGACACUUUGUCAUCCUCGUCUUCAACUUCAUUUAUCAAAACCUCCGUAGGUGGAGGACGAGGGGGCGGGGAUCCUCGUGGUCCUGGUCGUCAAAAUGCUUCUGCAACGAGCAGCGCGUCCUCAUCUUCCAGGGCUCGGCACAAUCACUACGAGUACCUUGGAAUUGCCAACAGGGCCGCGGCCGCGACCACAUCCACAAGGCCACUACCGGUAGGGGAGUUGCUGCCGCGACGAGCAGCACGGGCCGUCGCCGUUGGAACUGCUUCUAGUACCCAAGUCGGCUCCUGCAGCGACAAGAACCCUAAGAACGGCAGCUUCAUCGCGGACGAGCGCACGAGACGCAGAGUUACUUUUGCUGCAGGUGAAGGCUGUCAUGAGGAGGAUAUCUUCCAGUCCCGUCACAGUCCUCCACCAGGCAUCUGGUCCAGCCCGACCUAUGCAGGGCCUGCUGCACAAUCUCGCCGAUCAUUUCUUGGAAGCCGCGACGAAGUACAACAAGAGAAUCGCGGCGCUGUUGGUGUCCUCGAAGAAUCUGAAUCCUCUCGAUCAUCUGCUACAAGAGAUACACAGCGACAGCACGACGGCCACGCCGGGACGAGGCAGUAUACUGAUACAACUUCACCUUCAGGGAUGAGUUAUGAUGCAGACAAUGUUGUUGUUCACGGUGCCCCUCCUGGUCGAUUUUGCUCCUCUGCUCCUCGUUCUGUCCCUGCGCUGCACGAUUUCGUUGGGGAGGCGCUAGGACUAGCAUCUCCGGAUCCACCUCCCGGACCGUUCCACCGAAGUAUGUAUUUUUUCCCGUAUCCAGCACUUGCAGUUGCACCUCCUCCGGGGCUUGAACACCUACGGCCGCCGCCCGUUAAUCGUAAUCCGAGUAGGCUACCCCAAUACGGAGCAAAGGGGCGUGGGAAAGGAAAAGGCAAGCGUAAAGCUGGAUAUGCUGGCAGAAAUUCCAGCAUAGCGGAAGUAGGCGAAGGCACUAGUUCUUCGAGUCACGCGGGGGCGUCCAGAGACACUAUCUUUUCGAGCAACUAACUGCCUUCCAGAGACACUAGUGAGUUUUUCGAGUAACGUGGUGGCUGUGCCGUCCAGACGAGACACUGGUUUUUCGACUAACAACAUGUCGGAAGAUUUGUAUUCGUUUUGAUGACAGCAAAAACAACAAGUCAAAGCUGUAUUUCUCUCGAAAUGUGGAACGAACUUUGCUCGCGGAUGCUGCGUCAUCAACUUCUUAAUACACAAUUAUAGCAGCUACUGAAACCAAAACAGCUUUUCUCUUUGAAGCGCCACGGCUGCUACAACGGAGACUCGACUCAUUGCAAUUUUUUAGGGUUUUGUUGACAAGAAUUUCAUCAAACUCGGCUUCCAUGACGCAGAAUAGAACGACUUUUGCAGUUUCCACCGAACGUAAAAUACAUUCGCAAUUGAUACUACUACUUUCAGACUGAAAAUACGAAUACCGGAGCUGCAGCUAGCUCGAUAACGGUAUCAAUCUUCAACGCAAGGAUUAAGCUUUAUAAACCUUAUCCAGGCAGUGCAACAUCGCCUACACAUCUUCAUCUAUUGAAUACGAUCCACAGCACGAUCUUGAUGGGAUAAAAAAACACGAAGAACAACAUUCGAAGAAAAAAAUGCCGGGGAGCUGCUUUUGACUUUUUGGACUUGAAUGAAAGAAGAUGAAGGUAAAAGAUAUGAUAGAACUCCAGACAGAGGUCCUCCAGUCCAGAUGCUGAUACAACACUCAUAGAAAUGAAUUUGAAUACCGCUACUGCUAUAAAGCCACAAAAAUAUUAACUCGGCCCUCCAGACAUAAG